Struthio camelus australis is the source of this 8686-nucleotide messenger RNA. RefSeq names its product epidermal growth factor receptor (gene EGFR). Gene Ontology annotation, biological process: neurogenesis; positive regulation of kinase activity; multicellular organism development. Gene Ontology annotation, cellular component: signaling receptor complex; plasma membrane; basal plasma membrane. Lineage: Eukaryota; Metazoa; Chordata; Aves; Struthioniformes; Struthionidae. Gene Ontology annotation, molecular function: epidermal growth factor receptor activity; ATP binding; epidermal growth factor binding. The record is from RefSeq and is a predicted model, not a curated record.
AUCGCCGCCGCGCACGUAUGUUUGUCAAGGGACAAACAACAAGUUGACCCAGCUGGGGCAUGUGGAAGACCAUUUCACCAGCCUGCAGAGGAUGUAUAACAACUGUGAGGUGGUACUGAGCAACCUAGAGAUUACGUAUGUGGAGCACAAUCGCGAUCUCUCUUUCCUGAAGAGCAUACAGGAGGUUGCGGGCUACGUGCUCAUUGCACUUAACAUGGUGGAUGUAAUUCCCCUAGAAAAUCUUCAGAUCAUCCGAGGCAAUGUGCUUUAUGACAACUCUUUUGCCCUGGCAGUUUUAUCCAACUACCACAUGAAUAAAACCCAAGGACUCCGAGAACUGCCAAUGAGACAGCUAUCAGAAAUUCUCAACGGAGGUGUUAAAAUCAGCAACAAUCCAAAAUUAUGCAACAUGGAUACUGUCCUGUGGAAUGACAUCAUUGACACAAAUAAAAAGCCUCUCACGGUGCUUGAUUUUGCAAGGAACCUGUCUUCUUGUCCAAAAUGUCAUCCGAACUGUACCGAGGAGCACUGCUGGGGCCCCGGUGAGGAGAACUGCCAGACAUUAACAAAAGUCAUCUGUGCCCAGCAGUGCUCUGGCCGCUGCAGGGGAAAGGUUCCCAGUGACUGCUGUCACAACCAGUGUGCUGCUGGGUGUACAGGACCUCGGGAAAGCGACUGUCUGGCAUGUCGCAAGUUUCGGGAUGAUGCGACCUGCAAGGACACAUGUCCCCCAUUAGUCCUGUAUAACCCCACUACCUAUCAGAUGGAUGUCAACCCUGACGGAAAAUACAGCUUUGGAGCCACGUGCGUGAGGGAAUGUCCUCACAACUAUGUGGUGACAGACCAUGGCUCCUGCGUUCGCUCCUGUAAUACUGAUACUUAUGAAGUGGAAGAGAACGGUGUUCGGAAGUGUAAAAAAUGUGACGGGCUAUGCAGCAAAGUGUGCAAUGGCAUCGGAAUCGGUGAGCUUAAAGGGAUUCUCUCCAUAAAUGCCACAAACAUUGACUCUUUCAAAAACUGUACUAAGAUCAACGGGGACGUCAGCAUUCUCCCAGUUGCAUUUCUAGGCGAUGCCUUCACAAAGACGCUACCUCUGGACCCCAAGAAACUGGAUGUCUUCAAAACAGUCAAAGAAAUAUCAGGAUUUUUGUUGAUUCAGGCCUGGCCUGAUAACGCUACUGAUCUCUAUGCUUUUGAAAAUCUGGAGAUUAUACGAGGCAGAACCAAGCAACAUGGCCAAUACUCCCUUGCAGUUGUUAAUUUGAAAAUACGGUCCUUAGGACUGCGCUCCCUCAAGGAAAUCAGUGAUGGAGAUGUUGCCAUUAUGAGAAACAAGAACCUCUGCUACGCGGACACGAUGAACUGGCGUAGUCUCUUUGCAACUCAGAGUCAGAAAACAAAAAUUACACAGAACAGAAAUAAAAACGACUGUGCUGCUGCUAAGCAUGUUUGUGACCCCCUGUGCUCGGAUAUAGGCUGUUGGGGCCCAGGGCCCUUCCACUGCUUCUCCUGCAGGUUUUUUGGCCGCCAGAAGGAGUGUGUGAAAGAGUGCAAUAUCCUGCAAGGGGAGCCCCGGGAGUUUGAAAGGGACUCGAAGUGCCUCCCGUGUCACCCAGAGUGCCUGGUGCAAAACUCCACCGUCUACAACGCCACCUGCACUGGACCCGGCCCAGACAAUUGCAUGAAAUGUGCCCAUUUCAUAGAUGGCCCUCACUGCGUGAAAACCUGCCCCGCGGGGGUGCUGGGCGAGAACGACACCCUCGUCUGGAAAUACGCGGACACAAACUCCGUUUGUCAGCUCUGCCAUCCAAACUGUACCCGCGGGUGCAAAGGGCCAGGUCUUGAAGGCUGUCCAAACGGCUCCAAAAUCCCGUCUAUCGCAGCUGGUGUUGUUGGAGGUCUCCUGUGCCUGGUCGUGGUCGGCUUGGGCAUCGGCCUUUACUUGCGGCGGCGCCACAUCGUGAGAAAGCGGACCCUGCGCAGGCUGCUUCAGGAGAGGGAGCUUGUUGAACCUCUGACACCCAGUGGGGAGGCACCAAACCAGGCUCAUCUGAGAAUUUUAAAGGAAACAGAAUUUAAAAAGGUCAAAGUUUUAGGCUCUGGAGCUUUUGGCACUGUUUAUAAGGGACUUUGGAUCCCAGAAGGGGAGAAGGUUAAAAUUCCCGUUGCUAUUAAAGAGUUGAGAGAGGCUACAUCGCCCAAAGCCAACAAGGAAAUACUUGAUGAAGCUUAUGUGAUGGCUAGUGUUGACAAUCCUCAUGUUUGCCGGUUGCUGGGGAUCUGCCUCACUUCCACCGUUCAGCUCAUCACGCAGCUGAUGCCGUAUGGCUGCCUCCUCGAUUACAUCCGCGAGAACAAGGACAACAUCGGCUCCCAGUACCUUCUCAACUGGUGUGUGCAGAUCGCAAAGGGAAUGAACUACUUGGAAGAACGUCGCUUGGUGCACCGUGAUCUUGCUGCCAGGAACGUCCUUGUGAAAACUCCUCAACACGUGAAAAUUACGGACUUUGGGCUGGCGAAACUGCUCGGCGCUGACGAGAAAGAGUAUCACGCGGAGGGAGGCAAGGUUCCUAUUAAAUGGAUGGCCUUGGAGUCAAUUUUACACCGGAUCUACACUCAUCAAAGUGACGUCUGGAGUUACGGUGUGACAGUUUGGGAGCUCAUGACAUUUGGGUCCAAGCCGUACGAUGGGAUUCCUGCCAGCGAAAUUUCCUCUGUCUUGGAGAAGGGCGAGCGUUUGCCUCAGCCGCCUAUCUGUACCAUCGAUGUGUAUAUGAUCAUGGUCAAAUGCUGGAUGAUUGAUGCUGACAGUCGUCCCAAGUUUCGUGAACUGAUAGCGGAGUUCUCCAAAAUGGCCCGUGACCCUUCACGCUAUCUUGUUAUACAGGGAGAUGAAAGGAUGCACUUGCCCAGCCCCACGGAUUCAAAGUUUUAUCGCACCCUGAUGGAAGAGGAAGACAUGGAAGAUAUAGUGGAUGCAGACGAAUAUCUCGUUCCACACCAAGGAUUUUUCAACAGCCCCUCAACAUCCCGGACUCCACUUUUGAGUUCAUUGAGUGCUACUAGCAACAAUUCUGCCACAACCUGUAUUGACAGAAAUGGGCAGGGACACCCGGUGAGGGAAGACAGCUUUGCCCAGAGGUAUAGUUCAGACCCAACAGGCGCUUUCUUGGAGGACAGCAUUGAUGAUGGCUUCCUGCCUGCUCCAGAGUACGUAAACCAGUUGAUGCCCAAGAAAACAACUGUGGCAGUGGUCCAGAAUCCGAUCUACAACAACUGCUCUCUCACAGGAAACUCAAAGCUCUCCACGGACUCGGGCUACCAGAAUUCCCACAGCACAGCCGUGGACAACCCCGAGUAUCUCAACACCAGCCAGUCUCCUUUGGGCAAAACAGUCUUCGAGAGCUCUCCUUAUUGGAUCCAGGCGGGCAAUCACCAAAUAAACCUGGACAAUCCUGACUAUCAGCAGGACUUCUUACCGAAGGAAAACAAAUCUAACGGUCUCUUGAAAGUUCCUGCAGCAGAAAACCCUGAGUACUUAAGGGUAGCAGCACCAAAAAGCGAAUAUAUUGAAGCCUCAGCAUGACCCUAGAGAAUUUCCUCUUGCAGUGAGGCAAGCCAGACUCUGGGUGAAUCACCUGGCUGCUGCAAGAACAGACUGCAUAGAGCGAUCGGCAACCGCGAUGCAUCAACAAGCACAUCUUUCCCUUCCAGCAAGUGGGUUGAAAUUUGACAAUAUGAUUUGGGUGUUUUCUUGCUCAUUUCUGUGUAAUAACUUAGGCCCAUACGCUGCACUUGGAUGCGUGUUGGAACAGAGUGAGAUCUUCCUGCACAGAAGAACUAGCGGGUGCAUUCCUUUCAUUUUCAAAUGGUAGCAUUGUAAGAAGCCAUUCUGGGGUGAACUUGAGAGCUGCACACAUUGUACAGUCAAAUUCCUUUCUACAGUGUGUAUUUUUAUAAAUGUUUCUAGCAGAAUUUUUGGAUCUUUUACAAGAUCAGAUGCUUGUACUGCUGGUCUGUUACGUGGUGCUCAGAUCAUCAACAAGGAAAAAAAAUGAUGUUAUUAAAUACUCUUGAGCAGAGUUUUCCAAAAGUCCUGGAACAUAAAUAGCUAUUUCAAACGAUCGCAUUUUUUACAAAUCAGCUCCAUAUACCACUUCUUGGCUUGAACAGGAAAAAUGCAUCUAGGGGACGUAUGGGUGAGUCUGUUCACGGAAGUAUGAAGUGGAUCACUCUGGGGGAAACUAGUACAAGGACGAACGGCAAGACACAUCGCCUACUGACCACUAUGCUAAAAACUGACAGGAGGAACUCAGCUCAAAGCCCUUUAUAAAUGUUUAUAAAGUGCUCACUAGUCUGUUUUCUGAUGGUCAAACACGAGACAUUUUUUUUUCUGCUCCAUUAUGCAGCUGUAGCAUUGUCAGAAAUGCCUUUUCUUUUUUUAAACAAAACCGUUAAAGAUGUUGCCGUAACUGAAAAAUGAAGGGUCAAAUAACAUUUAACAGACUUUAAUUAAAUGUCAAGGAAAUGCAAACGGUGGCAAACUGGAGCACUCGUGAGACAGACAGGCUGAAAGAACUACGCUAAAUUAAACUUGACUAGGGCAAGAAACACAGGUAGCUCCAUCCAAGCAGUUUUAUUUCCCUCCUUAAAGCAGCUCAGCGCAGCAAUCAUUUUCCUGCGUACAUUUGGCAAAGAAAAGGGGCACGUCCGCGUUUCACUUUACUGACCUCAAGGCAGUUGCUGCCAAUUGCUGUAUCGUUGUAGGGCAGGGGCCGGGGCUGCUUGCCUGACUGUCGCUGUCCCACGGGGGAAACCACUUAUCCUGGCAAUGCGGAAAGUGCCUGGCGAAAUGAAUUAAGGAGAGGAAGAAAAAUCCGGGAUGAUGGAAAAGGCCAUCGUCCUCUUCUGAAGCACAGGGCUGCCUACUGCUCCUUUAAAUACCCAGUCUCAUCUUCUGUUGUCACAGUGGGAUAGGCAGACUAGCCAAGGCAAACAUUUUAGCUUAAUAGGAUAAAUACACUGCGUGCCGAUGGUAUGUAAAUCACAGGAGCAGAAGAAGCUGCUCCUUCGAGGGGCCUGUGUUAGGGAACGGGAGGGCCUUUCGUCAUUCAUGUUUCUUACAACAGGAGCGGGAGUAAAAUGCUUCCGGUCUGAAUUUAGUGAGUAAUUUAGAACCAUCCCACCACCACUUUGGCAGUAGCGUUUUAAUCAAAUCAGAGAAAUGAAACGCGCGUUUGGUGAUUUUUCUGCUAAGGCCCUUAUCUAGCUGAGCGUUAGGAAUUUGCUCGAGGUAGCAUAAGCAGCUGAGUUGCAGAUGUGGUGUUUUUUAAGGAGCAAGAAAUUGUCAAUUUUAUGCUGCCAAUAUGUUUCGAAUGUUGCAGUAUGUAUUUCAGUUUACAUAGUGCAUCUGGAGUCCAGGAUCAAGCAGAAAAUCCUUAGAAAAUCCUUAGUUUUUGCAGAUUUAUUGAGGAUUGUUGGAAAAGAAUGAUCAUGUGAAAUGACCCCUUUUAAAAGUAAUGCAGCGUAAAAUGCAUUUAUGGCUUGUAUACGUGCAGCAGUUCAUCAGCCACACAGCGGUCUGGGGUAGCGCAGUAUGUUUGGUCAAAAUCCAAAGGUUGUCCUGUUGUGCUCUUUGGUACAACUGUGUCACAGUGACCAAGUCCCAGUCACAGCCUUACGGAGGGUGCAGGGUUUGGCUUUGAUUAUUGCUGCCUGGUAUUCAAAACAUAAACUAGAAUCUAGUUCCCACGUCCAGUUAACGGCGCAUUUCUCCUUGCAUUCCUGAGAACAGAUUUGUUGUGCUGCUCUCCUAAGCGUGUAACAUGUACAUGCAGGCAGUGCCGCUUCUCUCCCUGCACUGCCCCAGAAAAAAAAUAUAUUAAAAAAUCCAAAAGUAUUUUAAUGGAAAUCAUGGAAAAAUUAUCAGUUUGCAGAAUCUGUUAUGUCUCCAAGCAGAACACUAGAAAAUUAUAGAGUGCAAUGUUUUCCUACAGAAACUAACACUAUUAUGCAAAAUAAUUUAUUUAUAUUUUAAUUAUUUGAAUCUGUUAUCUAAAACAAAAAAACACUAAGAAGUAGCAGCAUGUAUCACCAGCAUUAUGUAGCAUGAAAACUUUUUAACACAGAAUAAUAUGCUUGCCUUUUUAAAACAAUUUAUGAGGGCCUGGGUAACAACUCAUUAUUAGAACCACGGAGACUUAGUUAGAAACUCAGAAAUAUAAGUUUGAAAGAUCUUCCUUGUUUAAACAUAUUGUUUUUGUUGAGAAAUUUAGGCGAGAGGCUGUAGAAACCACAGGCUUUUGAUACAAAUGUAUAAGAAGAUUCCAGAUUUACGGGCUUAGCAAUACUGUAAAAUAAUUCUUGUAUGCAUCCUCUAAGCUGUAAUUUGCAAAUAGGCAGCUCAGUAACGAUUUGAAAGUCAGCAAAAAUAAAAAAUAGGCAGUGCACUGUAGUCUAGGAGGACUUCCUCCAGGCAGAUACGGUGGCGCUGGGAGUGGAGGGACUGUGCAGCAGCAUGGCUCUCGCUGGAGGCAUAGGGGCUAAGAGACAUUAGCAAUGUACUAAAUUAUUUCCUCUGUUGAAAAAAAAAAAACAAUAUGCAGCUGAAAUGAUUUAUUUUUCCUGCUGUAGCUCACAGACCGUGUAGCAGCAAGGAGCUCACUGCAGCUCAUGGGUGCUCAGAAAGCCCAACAUGGUUACGCUGCAGUUUCAUGGUGGUCGUGGGAUCUUGCUGACGGAGCGUUUUAUGGAUUUUAAUGCUACUUGAAUGGGCCAUGAAUCUUAUGUUUUUACAGAGAUGAGCAAAAUAAACACGCUGCAUCUUGAGAUCUUAGGUAAAUCAUCAUCCAAAUAUAACUUGAAAGUUCUGCUGUUGUCUCUCAGGAGCUGUGGGUGUAAAAUGCUGAUUUUUAAAGUACAACUAACCAGGGAAAUGUAGCAGGCCACAGCCACUUUUAAAAGCUAAGUCUUACCAAUAAAGAUAAUAACAAUUUUCAUUUUUACUGUAUUUCUCAUGGAAGACAAAAUGACACCACUUGAAAGUUAGAGUGCUUAGCAUCUCUUAAUCACUGGAGUAGCAGUUAAUAGGGAACUAUUUUUGUAAUAAUAAUUUAAACACAACAUACUCAGAGACUUCCAAUAACUGCAAAAUACGUGGAAAUAAGUCACAGCCUUCAUGCUACCUUGAUGUUUUUCAGUGAUCUAUGUACUUUACUUCAUUUGGGCCUUAGGUUGUUUUGUUUUGCUCUAAAGGGAGUUGUCUUGGGAAAUUUCCUUCGUGUUGCAGUAGGUCUUGUAGCGUAAAUUCAUCCGAGUCCAGUGGCGUGCUCUUGCUUCCAGCUGACAGGCAACAAGGUGAUGAGUUUUCUAGUGAGACUUGUUUGAAAUAGAUGACAUGCAUCAUAGAUUUAGAGUGCCUAAAGGUGAUUUACUGUCCCCUUAUGUCACGCUCAGAUAGUCACAUGAAGCCCCGACGUUAGAAAAUACAGUCGUGUGGUUCAUUUGACAGGAGAGGGCUCUUGUAGGGAGAACGGUGCCAGGGGAAGGGGCAGAGCCGACAAAGCCGUACGCGAUACAGAUGCCAAAUUUGCCAGGGGACGUCAGUGAAGUCAUUGACUUCUACUGCAGAGCAGAGGUGGGAGUAGCUGUACAAAUGGCUCCUGCCUCUAUGGCUGGCUUGAAGCUAAAUCUGCUGCACUUCUACAGAGAUUGUUGUGCAAAACCCAGUGGACUCGGCCUUCGUACUACGGGGCAAAUUUCCCCCUGGGCCUGAAAGCCACAGCUAGGAGUAUUGCAGUGUAGCAGGACUGCAGAUGGUUUAAGCAGCUCCCAUCACCAGGUGCCUGGGCGAUCCAUCUAGGGGUGGUCCAUCUAGGGGUGCUUCAGGGUGUCAGUGAGAAACUUUGCAUUUCCUGACAAGUGCUCAUUUUUCAGCUUCAGAGUUCAACAUCCUCUGUUAGCAUGACUGCUCCCUGUCCAAAUGAGCAGUUACAGCUGCUCUGGCUUUUAUUUCCCCCUGCAUUUCUCUGUGAGAAAACAUUUGAAUCAGGACAAAGUAUGAAAAUGUACUCACAUCCUCCCUCCUGAUGAAAAUGGUAUAUUGAUGAAAUGUCAGACUCUGUGUAUAACGCUUAGCAAGAAUGCUUUGUAAUGUUUUAUCACCACGAAUCCAAAUUUUUAUAUUGGAAUCCCAUUUCCUAGCUUUGUUUUGGUAAGUUUUAUUUGUUGCUUUUGUCAUACAACUUUUAAGGAGCCUUUUUAAAAAAAUAAAUUAAUAGAAAAAAAAGAGUUUAUCCAAAAGAAAAGCAUGACACCUUCAAGUAGCUUGUUAAAUGGGCUGCAUUAGGACCAAAGAUACAAUGUCUUAUUUUCUUGCUUUAAAGUAAUAUGGUGUUGAUCACCACUCCCACAGCAUCCCAUUACAGGAAAAAGCUAUAGCUCUCCAUUCUUCACUGGGAUCAGCCCAGAGCACCACUAAGCCAGGAGGGCUUGACCUGAAGAUGAAGCCUGUCCAUUGAAAACAGAACUAAAAAUCAGGACCUGGCAUCGCUUUAGGGCUGCAUCUAGAGCCUUUAUUUUGAUUCAUUCUCUACUCACACAACCCCCAAACAAGAACACUGUUAGGUUAGGAAAAAAGAAAAAAAUAUAUAUAAUGUUUGGACUCAGCAUCAGGAAAAAAUAAAAA